AUGGACAAGUAUAAUGAUUCGGUGGAUGCUCAGAACCAUAAGAACCGAUAUCGCCAGUUGCAGUUCUACCGGCUUCUAGGACUACCUGGUCUAGAAGACGAAGCAGAUGCGGGCACAUUGGAAGAAAUUCGAAAAGCUGAUGAAGCGAGAGAAUAUGAUAAUCUCUUUAUGUCUGUGCUCAUUUAUACCAGAGUGGCCGCAAUUCGCUAUUUGUCAUUGCUUGGGCUCACGAUAUGGUCAGGCACAUUACCAACAUCGCGAGUCUAA
Messenger RNA from Paracoccidioides lutzii Pb01, 267 nucleotides. RefSeq lists its product as hypothetical. Bases 1 to 267 code for a protein of 88 amino acids. The transcript has a single exon. The record is from RefSeq and is a predicted model, not a curated record.